CAGGCAGCCUCACACUGACUUCACAGUUAUUGUAGUGUACCAUUACAGUGGGUAGUCGCAGGCGGUAUAACCCCAAAGCAGGAGCCAGAGAGGGUAGUCUCGUUAGGGGAGCACUAUAGUCCUUCAUUUGUUCAACUGGUGUACGCGAACUCUUCAAAUGGCAGACCAACCAACAGAGGUGUCAGUGAGCAAGGAGACCUCCAGGACGCCACACAGUGUUAUCACGGAGGCACAGGUGAAGGUGGCGCUGACGGCGGACAAGGGCAGCAAUGCUCAGCUGGUUUCAUGGGAUAUUGAGGACUUCACCAGAAAAGGUGACAAUUACAUGUGUGUUGUGACGAGUAUACGAGUACAGUAUCGUCAAGAAGGAACCGAGAAGAGAGUCACAUAUGUAGCCAAGUGCGCCACACUUUCACAGGCAGAAAGUGUUAAGGAUAUGGUUUCCUGUAGUUUUGAGAAGGAGUCAGGAUUUUACAAAUAUUUAGUGCCACUGCUCAAUGCCGAGCUGAAUAAUCUUGGGCAAGAGCAACUACAUAUACCUACAUAUUUCUCGUCUCACGAAAUAAAAGGCGAGGAAUUAAUAGUGAUGGAAGACUUACGCCCAGACGGCUUUAAGAUGUUUGAUCGCAUGAAAGGUAUGGACAAGGCCCACGCCAUCCUCGUAUUGAAGGAGCUGGGCAGACUCCAUGCCGCAUCCAUCUUAAUUCAGUCAAAAAUUCAGCCAGCUUUAGGUGAAAAGUAUAAAGUGAUUGAAAAGGACUUUACUUACUACAAUAAAACUCUUGAAGAAUGGGGUCAGGAAAUGUUAGCUUCGAUGGUCACCAAUGGAGCGGCAAUGCUAGACAAUAUUGGUGAUUAUGAUAAAGUUGUCGUCUGGCUCAAUGAGUUUGCAAGAGACGUAAUAAAUGUGUUCCGUGAACAAUUGAAGAAGGUUCCACCGUUUGAAGUCUUGUGUCAUGGCGACUGCUGGAACAACAACAUUUUAUUCAAGUACAACGAGGAAGGUGCUCCUGUAGAUGUGAAGCUCUUGGACUUCCAGUUUUGUUCCGUAGCCUCGCCCGCCACAGACCUCAACUACUUCAUGUUCAACAGUUUCAACGGCUCUGAUAGGAAGGAAAACUUACAAGCAUAUUUAAACACUUAUUACGACUCCUUUAGGAAGGUGUUGGAGGAGGCUGGUACUCCAGUCCCAUUCAGUGUUGAAGAACUUCACCAAGAGUUUCAUAAGAAGAAUAUAUAUGGGCUGUUGAUGUCACUUCUUAUUAUCCCCAUUGUGCUCAAUGAAGGCACACAUAAAUUUGAUUUUAAUGAAACAAGCAAUAUGGAGAAAUUCAGGGAGGAUUACAAGGAAACAUCUCUGAAUGAGUUGAAAAAUAAUCCCAUUUUCCGUCCUCGUUUCAUCGCAAUAAUCGAUGAGAUGAUCAACUAUGGCGUCAUCUCGUAGUUACCAAACUCUUCUUACUAUUGAAGAACAAAUAUAAAUCAUUAGAUAGUGAGGACUUAAUUAAUCAUUGUGUAUACUAUAUCUUUUAUUGUUUCCUAAUUAUUACUGUAGCUGUGUAUUUCUUACUAUGAGUGAGAUGGUUUUAGUGUAUUAAUUAAUAUAAUAGUGUAUUUGGUAUUCUCCCUUAUUCCUUUACUCAUUCAUUCAAGCAUCUAGCAUCGCUUUUAAAGUACUUAUAUCGUAAUCAUGUUACACACACACAUACACACCCACAUGCAUACACACACACACGUACGUAAGCGCGCACACACACACACACACACACACACACACACACACACACACUACAUCCUUGACCACCGGAGGGUCACGAACUAUCAGACGCUGCUCCUGCCGUGCAGCGGCCCCUCUUGGCCAAUGUUCGGCCUAUUCCCCAAGUCCCGCUCCCCGACCCACCCACACCACCGGGAUAUCAACAUAAUCAAAAGUGACAAUUUCGUUUCGGAAAGAAGUGGUAUCAGUGUCGAACAGUGAUGAACAGUG
Homarus americanus (American lobster) is the source of this 1987-nucleotide messenger RNA. RefSeq lists its product as uncharacterized. The coding region runs from base 158 to 1444 and encodes 428 amino acids. The record is from RefSeq and is a predicted model, not a curated record. The transcript is spliced from 4 exons. Lineage: Eukaryota; Metazoa; Arthropoda; Malacostraca; Decapoda; Nephropidae.